Molecule: messenger RNA, 540 nt
Organism: Penicillium crustosum
Lineage: Eukaryota; Fungi; Ascomycota; Eurotiomycetes; Eurotiales; Aspergillaceae
Exons: 3
Coding region: 1-540 (179 amino acids)
Source: RefSeq, a predicted model, not a curated record
AUGCGUAUCGCCAUUAUCGCUUCCGCUCUAGCCCUGGUCGCUGGUGCUAACGCUGCCUUGAGCCCUCGCGAAGCCGAACCCACCGCCGACCUCUCAGAGAAAUUGCAGGAGAGCUACGACCUUAUUGUACAGAUCGCUAGCAUAGUUUUCCCAGAGAAAACUCCUAGCAAGGACCAAUUUCUGACACAAUUUCUGAACCGCAGUUGUCAGGAUGGCAUCUCUGCCGUCAUAGAGAAGCAGAAGGAACCGGCCUACGAAUACAACGAAUUCACGAAGGAGAGUAUCUGCAAAUGUUGGGGAACUUACAUUAAAGGUUACCGGGAAUUUUUGGAUACGCUCAUUCAAUACCAAGACGUUCCGGACUUGGCCCCAUUCAAGCCUACCAUUGCUAAGCUUACCCUCGAGCUGAAGGAAGCCUUCGACGACAGUUCUGUUAUUCUCUUAGAUCGUACUCCAUUUUGCGCCGAUUUUACUAACAGUAAACAAGAAGCCCCGGAUAAAGAGUUCGAGCAGGCUGUGGGCAUCUACGGGCGCUCCUAG